This is a messenger RNA of Penicillium lagena, 231 nucleotides long. Its product is annotated as arsenic resistance protein. The record is from RefSeq and is a predicted model, not a curated record. Gene Ontology annotation, cellular component: plasma membrane. The coding region runs from base 1 to 231 and encodes 76 amino acids. Gene Ontology annotation, biological process: arsenite transport; antimonite transmembrane transport. The transcript has a single exon. NCBI's taxonomy places the organism in Eukaryota, Fungi, Ascomycota, Eurotiomycetes, Eurotiales, Aspergillaceae. Gene Ontology annotation, molecular function: antiporter activity; arsenite transmembrane transporter activity; antimonite transmembrane transporter activity.
AUGACGGUGUUGCUCACACGCCGCUGCGGCGUUGGGUAUGAACUGCCCUGUACGCAGAGCUUCACAGCAGCGAGCAACAACUUUGAGCUGGCCAUUGCGGUGGCCAUUGCCACGUUUGGGGUGAACAGCGAUCAAGCGCUGGCGGCGACGGUCGGGCCGUUAGUGGAAGUGCCGGUGCUGCUGGGGUUGGUGUAUGUAGUCAAGUGGAUGGGUAGACGACACCCAUGGUAG